AUGAAGGCGCUUCUGUUAGCAGCGCUGACGCUAACUCUAGUCAGUCUGGCUUUCUGCAUUCCAGCAGCAGCAAGGAAUGGCAGAUCCACACAAGCCUCAAGUCGAAGUAGAGGAGUGAAGAUCGCUGGUGAAUCGGAGAAGGCAGUGGUGAAAAAUGGGCUUCAAAAUUCAGAAAGGGAACCCGUUAGAUAUCUCAUCGAAUCUCCCAGUGUUGGAAUCAUUUCUACGAACCAGAACGCAACAGAUGGUGUCAGGAAGAGUAGAAAAAGUGAAGAGAAGAGUAGAAGUCGUGGGAAGAAGAGGAGGACAGAAGGCACUGUAAGCCCUACCACAACCACCACAACAACACAAGCUACUGAAAGCACUGAAACAUCGGAAAGUGACUUUGUCUUCGAGAAUGACAAAACCGUUCAACAUGUAGAUGAAGAAGAACCUGUGGAUGAAUCGACAAAACCACCGCAGAUUGGCGAUUCUAAGGAUGUAACAACUGAAAGUGCUGUGACCACAAACAAAGUGAAUACCGUGGAGGUGACGAGUCAAAGCAAGCCAGUAACUUCAAAGAAGCAGGAAUUCGACGAGAAUGUGCCAGAACCAGCCUUUGUUGACGGAUAUCAUGAAUACUGGCCACAAUUUAAUGACUUCCAGGAGAGCCUUCCUGAUUAUUCCAUGCCGCAAAUGGAAGCGCUUCAAUACGAACCUCCGUUGGCAAGUUGGAAUUUCAAUGAGCUGCAUAACUUUUAUCCAUUACCACUGCUAGAAGAGAGUUUGCCAUGGAGCCCCUUUCGAGAUCAACUGUACGAGACUCCCGACUAUUCAAUGUGGUCAGAAGAGGAGCAGUUCUACGAAAUUGAACCGUACUGGUGGAAUGGCGAGGUGAGUACCAACGAAGGCAAGUGUAAUAGCAAGACAAAGAAGAAGACGGCAACAACGACGACUACGACUUCAACGACAACAACAAGGGUGACAACGACAGCGGCGACAACAACGUCAAGCUCCGUUGUCACAGAACCAACAACAACAGCGACAACAUUUCCAACCACCACCACUACUACUGCUGCCGAGACUACAACUGUAACGCCAAUUCCAAACCCAAGUUCAACCUGGCAGGGGAUUGAAGAUCUGUUGGAAACGUACAAAUUGGAUGUGACGAAUGACGCCGAUGCUUCGAGUCGUGGGCAGUUGACAAAGCUGUUUCAUGAAAUCCUUCAACAGUAUGAACCCCUUCUGAAUGGUUCUGGCAAUAAGAAGGCGGAGUAG
Echinococcus granulosus is the source of this 1257-nucleotide messenger RNA. RefSeq lists its product as hypothetical. The record is from RefSeq and is a predicted model, not a curated record. NCBI's taxonomy places the organism in Eukaryota, Metazoa, Platyhelminthes, Cestoda, Cyclophyllidea, Taeniidae. Bases 1 to 1257 code for a protein of 418 amino acids. The transcript has a single exon.